AAGCAACAGCGUUGCUCGUGACUGCAGUCAGUAGCUGCUCUGCCAUCUAGCGGCUCAGUGGGUUCCAUUUAUGACAAAAAAUUUGUGUAUUAUACUGCUGUGCAACAUUUAAAUGGCACCUCAGAGGUGUAAGCGUAGAAAACGGUAUGUGGAGAAGCCAUGGGUGAUCAAUGUUGAUACAAUGUCCAGGAGGCAGCGGUCACUUCAUUGUAUAGAAAGGAGGUUGACCAAGAACAGCCUUGUUUCAGGUGUAGCGCUCACAAUGUAUACCAAAAUUCCAGCCCUACGUACCAACGUUCCAUCACUGCGAAGCAGUGUUCCAGCCCUACGAACAAAUGUUCCUCCAAUACAGACCAAGGUUCCAGCCGUACGGACCAAUGUCCCAGCCCUACAGACAAAGGUUCCAGCCCUGCGAAGCAGUGUUCCAGCCCUACAUGCCAGUGUUCCAGCCCUACGGACCAAGGUUUCAGUCCUACGGACCAAGGUUUCAGCCCUACAAACUAACGUUCCAACCCUACGAACCAGUGAUACAGCCCUACAGACCAAAGAUCCAGUCCUGCGGACCAGUGAUCCAACCCUACGAAGCAAUAUUCCAACACUACGAACCAGUGUUCCAACCAUUCGAACCACGGUUCCACCCCUACGGAGAAACAAUCAGUCAAACAAACGUAUACUGAAGCCUAUAGCAUCUCCUAGGCUUCGCAAGACAAAAAUUAAAUCUAAUACUUUGCCUUUUGACAGUACACACGGGUGUGGCAGAAGCAGCACCACCAACAGCGUGCCCACCACACUCCAGCCUGUUGUUGAGGAGACUAUCGCAGCAGCCACGGCUGCGCCCACACUUGACCGUGCAGCAGGUGGGACGUCAGGGCGGAGCAGUUCAAGGAGCUCAACACCAAGGGCGUCCCCGGUGUCAAAUAAUGAGCUGAAGCAGCUGAGAGAACUACUGACAUUAGACACUGGUAUCUUACAACCAUCAGUCAGUCACCAGGGUCAUACCUCAGCCAGUGCCACGGGAGACUCUGCCAGUCAUCCAACGCUCCUUGCAGAUCUGAUCCGCGGUGGACUACGCUCCACACUGAAGGACAUAUGGUUCACACUGUACAGGCGGGGUGGGAGGCACGUCGGUUCCUCUGGCUUCGAGCAUGUGUUUGUGGGAGAGCUGAAGGACGGCAAGGUGGCAGGUUUUCAUAACUGGUUGAACUUCAGGAAGGAGGAACUGGAGGGCGACCUCGACUACAAGGGUUUUAUUAGGUUCAUCGAUCUAAAUGGAAAAGGACAGAUUGUCAAGUUACGCUUCGAAUGGCUAAACGAAGCAAAGCCUGUUGGCACAGUGUUCAUUGGCACCACUCCUGAGCUGGAGAUGGCACUCUAUACCUUGUGCUUCCUGGUCAGGCCUGACUCCUCCUGCCAAGUGCAGCUGGCAGGCAAAAAGUUCUCCAUCCAGACAUGGACCUUCACAUCGGGCGGCAAGAAAGUCAUAGGGAGUGCUUAUCCAAAUAUUUGAGUUCAUGCAGCAUAGUAUAGCAGAUGGAUCACACUACAACACCUGCCUGUCACCUAGACCCUACACUGGCCAGCUAGAAAUCUAAAUGAAAGGACUAAUGGCACACUUCCCUGUCUGAGUGAUGGUGUAUUCCUUAUCUUCCGCCAUCCACACGUAAUUCGUGAGGCCCCACAAAUUUUGUGUCCCAAGUCUUCAGCAGGGGACAUUGACACGGGUUCCUAUUACAAAUUCAGGCCGAAACACCCCAAUUUGGCUUAGAAGACGCCGAAUUAUUAACUGAAUUUUCCACGACAACCAGUGUUCGCAAAUUACAAAUGGCGUCUCUCCAAUCACCCAGCAGUGGCUGCAUACCCUCCUUCACACGAAAUUUCUCGAAGGGUCAAAGCAUCAUUUUAGCACACUUAUAUUAUUCAAAUUUACACGUGCUGAAUUUAGGAAAAUUCAAGAUUUUCCACAACUGGUACAAAUGGGACUGUAAUAGUAUUGUGACUGUGGUACAGUAUGGAACUAAUAUUUCCUAAUUAGUUCAUUUUACUUAUUGAUCCUUUAAUAUUGAUCUAACGGAUCACUUGCACUGCAUUGUUGAUCAUAUAUCUCUUGUUCAUACGAUUCUCCUCAGUGGUGUGAUGAAGGGCUUUUAAUCCAAGGAAUCUGAGUUACUCUUCACCAGCAUUGGAUUAAACAAGAUUACUUCCCAUUCCUCAAGCUUUGUAUAAUCCCUUCAGGUUUAGGGCUUCCCCCAUGAGUACAUAAUACAGCCGUAUUGUAUAUAUAAUUCAUGAUUUCUGAAAGUUAUAGGCCUGUAAUAUCCAUUAAUAUAUAAAUAAUAGGCUCAACAAAA
Messenger RNA from Cherax quadricarinatus, 2348 nucleotides. Lineage: Eukaryota; Metazoa; Arthropoda; Malacostraca; Decapoda; Parastacidae. The record is from RefSeq and is a predicted model, not a curated record.